This is a messenger RNA of Adineta steineri, 2009 nucleotides long. The record is from the annotation of a GenBank genome assembly. NCBI's taxonomy places the organism in Eukaryota, Metazoa, Rotifera, Eurotatoria, Adinetida, Adinetidae.
UGCCAUCCAAAUGUAGGGUAUGGCUGCGAAUGAGAAUACAAAAAAAAACUAAAAGAUCCACACCCAUGUAAAAAAAACUAAUCAAAAAAUCUGUUUCAGAAUCGAUUAUAAUCAUACGAUCCUAACCAUUAACUUCCUCAUCAAUAAUCAUCGAGAACUCAUCGCUUUUCAUUAUAAUCGAUUCGAAGCUAAGUAAAGAAUUAUGAUAAUCGAAAACAUGAAAACUAAUCGAUUAUAUGAUGAUUUAUCGGUGGUUGUUGCUAUGUAAAUAAAUGAUUGAAAUCGUAUGAUCAUAACCGAUUCAAAAUCAGAUUUUUUGUAAUUAUUAAGCGAAAGAUUUUAUAUGGAAAAUAUUUUCUGUUGCUGAUUUACAUCACAAAUAACUAUUGCGAUUAUUUGUAGGCUCACCAACAGUCUCACCAGCAACAUCAACAUCAACAACAACAACAACAACAACAUCAGCAAUGGGAACAUCGGCCAUAUCAGCAAUGACGACAGGAACCACAUCAACUAAAACGAUAGCGACAACGUCCACUACAUCAACCACUUCUACUACAACAACAACAGAAACAACAUCCACUACAUCAACAACCUCUACAACAUCGACAACAACGACAGAAACAACAUCGACUACCUCUACUACAACGACGGAAACAACAUCGACUACAUCCACCACCUCCACCACAACGACGGAAACCACAUCGACCACUUCGACGACCUCUACUACAACAAUAGAAACGAUGUCCACUACAUCAACAACAUCGACUACAUCAACCACAUCUACUACAACGACAGAUACAACAUCCACCACUUCGACUACAUCAACGACAACAACAACAGAAACAACGUCUACUACAUCAACAACAACGACAGAAACCACAUCGACCACUUCGAUGACCUCUACUACAACAACGGAAACGACGUCCACUACAUCAACAACCUCUACCACUUCUACGACAACAACCUCAACUAGUACCAGUACAACGACGACAUCAACCAGCAGCAACACAACGACAACGACAACUAUGAUCACAAAUCCAUGUGUAUCCGGUGAUUUACGUUGGAAUACAACAGGAAUUAUUGUAAUUAGUUCACCGCCAAAUAUGGGAGCUUCAGGUGUAUUCGUUGAUACAUAUGAUACUUUGUAUUCUGUGGAUGAGAAUGGUAAUUUUGUUAUAUGGAAAUUAUUAAAAAAUACUGUAAAUGUAACAAUCGCAGCUGGAUUGUAUAAAUCACCGGGGUCCAAUAGUUCUCAGCUUAAUUCUCCAAAUGAUAUUUAUGUCGAUAGAUAUGGAAAUUUAUAUGUAAGUGAUUCUAGCAAUCAACGAAUACAAAAGUUCAGUAAUGGAUCAACUGGCGGACAAACUGUUGCCGGUGUAACUGGAGCAGCUAGCUCUGCAUUGAAUCAAUUCAAUACUCCACGAUAUUUUACUUUUGAUGCUACAGAAACAUACAUGUAUAUUGCUGACUAUAAUUGCCAUCGAAUUAUACGCCAUUCAACGAAUGGAACUAGCGGUACUAAUGGCGUUCUGAUCGCCGGGGGAACUGGAGCAUAUAAUCAAAACACAUCGGUGAACGGACCAUGGGGUAUUCAUUAUUUGCCCUCUAUAAGCAAUGAUCUAUAUAUAACAAACAACGGUGGACAUUCAGUAAUACGUUGGACUCUUGGUGCUACUUCAGGCACGUUCGUUGCCGGUACGCCGGGCGUAGCAGGUUCCAAUUCUACUCUCUUAAAUCAACCGAUGGGUAUUAAAAUUGAUUCUUAUUUGAACAUGUUCGUUGUUGACCACGGAAAUCAUAGAGUACAACUUUUUUGUGCAAACAAUCAAACUGCUGUCACCAUUGCUGGAACUGGUGUUGCUGGUAAUAAUGCUAUGCAAUUAAGUGGACCAAGAGGUAUUGCAUUCGAUUCUGCAAUGAAUAUGUACAUUGGAGAUUUCGAUAACCACCGAGUACAAAAGUUUGUCAAACUCAGCACAGCCGCAAUAGCAGCAAUACCGAGUGAGUAA